Molecule: messenger RNA, 1465 nt
Organism: Mycena citricolor
Lineage: Eukaryota; Fungi; Basidiomycota; Agaricomycetes; Agaricales; Mycenaceae
Source: the annotation of a GenBank genome assembly
CCCGAUGUAACUUCUCCUUCGCGACUUGACUCUUGACGAGCUUGUCUGCUACAUAAGCCACUAGCGUACGAGGGCGCCGCUAUCACCUCACACCGCUCCCCGUCUCUCUUAUCUGCCUUAGGCCAUGAUUUUCUCGGUCUUGAAGCUACUCUCGGAACUCAUGGGUGUCCUCCUCAGCAUUGUGACGCGGACCCCAACACACAUGAUCCAGAUUCACUAUGGGGAAAAACCUGCCUCCAUCGAGAUUCGUCAGCCAGAUGGCUCUUCCUCUGAAGAUAAUCUGAAAAACCUGGUGGAGAAGAGAGUCCCCAGCCUUUUCUCCAAGUUUGAUCGCGUCUGGUAUCUUUUCAACGGCCAUCUCCAAACGCUUUACUGCGUUCUCGGGGAUUUCACCAAGACAGACGUGGUCCAAUAUAACCGAAAACUGAUACGCUUGAAAGAGGGAGGAACGCUCGGACUGGACUUUGCGCCAUCCGAUUCCUCACUUGCCAAAGAGGACGCUCCCAUCAUCGUCGUGCUGCAUGGGCUCACCGGAGGCAAGUCGGCUCAUCAUGACACGAUGAUCGCGUUCCUACAUCACGUCGUCAGGAUCUUACGAAUCCUACGUGCUGGUGUCCCUGUGUCUAGUCCUCAAUUGUACUCUGCAGGGUUCACUGGCGACAUUCGUGAAGCUUUGGUGUUUAUCUCUCAGUUGUAUCCCCGUGCACCGCUGCUAGGGCUCGGAUUUUCUCUGGGAGCAAAUGUACUUACUCGCUAUCUCGCGGAGGAAGGGGAAAACAGCCGUUUGGUCUCAGGUUGUGUUCUGGCAUGUCCCUGGGAUCUUUCUAUGAACAAUGAAGGCUUGAAGCGAAAUAUGAUUGGUCGGGUCUACUCGAGGGCCAUGGCCACAAAUCUGAUCAACAUUGUCAAGAAACAUGAGAAGAGCCUUUCCAAGGAUCCAAACCGCUUGGUAGCCCAGUACAUUCCGGUCGUCUACGAACUGCAGAAACCAUUGCUUGAAGAGUUCGACGAAAACUUUACUCGCAUUGCAGGUGGAGCUCCUCCCGACUUUCCAUACGCCUCUGCUCGGGAUUAUUAUUUAGGCGCAUCAUGUCACAAAGUCGUUUCUCAGAUCCAGGUUCCCUUUCUCGCGGUUAAUGCGGACGAUGAUCCAGUCGUUCAGCAUGUCCCGAUGGACGGCGGAGGGAAUGGCAAGGUGGUCAUGGCCCUCACCGCUUCAGGCGGUCAUCUGGGCUGGUUCCAGAAAGGGCCACACUCCAGUCGUUGGAUCACCAAGCCUGUGUUAGAAUGGCUCGUCCUUUGUGGUGACCACAUGGUGCAUUCCCACUUGCCACGGGGUAUCCCAGUGCACCUGAAGGACGGGUUCUAUGUGGAGGAAGGUCGUGACGGAGGCUGUCGAGAAAUAGAAGGUGGAGGACUCGUAGACGCCACUUCUUGGGCCGGAAUGGACAUACAGGGUCUGUAG